Molecule: messenger RNA, 940 nt
Organism: Biomphalaria glabrata
Lineage: Eukaryota; Metazoa; Mollusca; Gastropoda; Planorbidae
Product: galectin-10-like
Exons: 5
Coding region: 321-785 (154 amino acids)
Molecular function (GO): carbohydrate binding
Source: RefSeq, a predicted model, not a curated record
UAGUCUAAGAUAGAUCUAGAAAGGUGUUUUUUUCUUCAAAACAUUUUCCUGAAAAAAAAGUAACAUUGUAGAAAUCACAACUUAAUUAUACUAGAUCUAGUUCAAUAAUUCUAUAAAAUACAGAAAACCAGAGAUAAAAACAGGUUGAGUCGUCAAAGACAACAAAGAAGAAGCUACUUACAUCCUACGAGUGGUGUGACCCAUAGAACUUGUACAGACGAUCGAAAGUGUUUUACUAUAUUGAUUCUAUUUACAAAUAAACGCAAACAAAAUCACAACGUAUUUUUUUAAGGCGAAUUCUAAUAGGAUCAUCGAUAAAUAUGACCUUAUGUGUGAAGAUUGCAGGUCAAGGAUGUCUACAAAAGGAUGCUAAAUGUGAACAAUUGGCGGAGUUUGAAAUUCCUGCAGCCUUAGAAGUUGGCCAGAAAGUGAGUUACAUUGGAACACCGGACAGAGAUGCUGAGGAGUUCUGCGUGUAUCUAGUGAACAAACAGGGCGAUGUGGCGCUGAGUGUCCAGGUAGACUUCCAGAAAAACAUUGUUACUUUAGACUACAAGCGCAGCGAUGCUAGCGCCAGGUCACAUCAACUAACCUUUGACGACACUUCAUUGCCAUUCUCCAGGGGUAUUCCGUUCAAACUGGGCAUCGAAGUUCUGAAAGAUGAGUACAAGCUGAGCGUGACUGGCCAACACUUAGCCUACUUAAACCAUCGUGUCAAACCAACCACAGUCACCACCAUGAAAGUCAAGGGCGAUGUCAAAACAAAAGAGUUGAGGUUGGGGUGACGCCCAUGUGUCUCUAAAUAGCACCUGAAACAAGAGACUGUAGCUCGUGAGGUCUGAUCCGUUUCAAAGACAGAAAUAAUAUUAUAAGUUUCAGUUUCAACUUAAAUCAAUCAAUCAAUAAAUAAAUAAAUAUAACUUUGAAAACAUGAUGUCAA